AUGAGCAUGACCUGGUCAGAUGUAUCAAUCUCGAUAGACCCGAUCAUUACUGACAACGUUUUCAUUGGAAACCUCUCUGCCGCUUUAUCGAUCGAUUUGCGCAAGAAAUUUGGAAUAACGCACGUUCUUUCAGUCUGCACCGAAUAUUCAUCUGCAGACCCUAACCACCUCACUAUACCCGUGCAAGACUCUGAGUACGAAGAUCUCCUUAUAUAUCUUCCUCAAGGAUGCAACUUCAUUCAAUCCGCUUUGGAUCAAGGGGGAAAGGUCCUAGUGCACUGCGUCAUGGGCGUCUCAAGAAGCCCCACCGUUGUCUGUGCUUACCGUGAGUUUACGUCCCUUUGUUCUCUUCAUUCGUUAUGGAACGCUUACUUUGGCUGCACGCUUGGUCAAGUAAUGUCCACCCAACGACUAUCUGCUCAUGCAGCAAUACAAUACGUGCGAAAACGUCGACCAGAGAUCCACCCUAAUUAUGGAUUCAUGAAGCAGUUGAUUACUUUCAGCGAGUGCCGUUACAAGCCCUCACGCACAAACGGCGAAUACAUCGCCUGGAAGCGCAGGCAAAAACGAGAAGUCUCUAAAUACCUCGACCUGAUCGCCGACACCGUACCCGUGAUACCAGAUCAAUUAUACCUUAGUAGCGACUUCCCAAGAGAUCCUGAUGCUGCCGAAUCACUUCUAUUGGACUUGGGCAUGACGCAUGUGCUUUCCAUCUCAUCUGCCCAGCUUCCGAAGCCAGAUCUUCCUUUGUUCAAUCACUGUUUUAUUGACAUCCCAAAUAACGGCCGCGAAGCCUUGCUGCUUGAGCUUCCGACGGCCUGUAAAUUUAUUGGCGAUGCCAUUACGAGUGGAGGUCAAGUGCUUGUUCAGUGCCGUGUCGAGCUGAGAGCUUGUAUCAUAGUUUGUGCGUAUUUCAUGUUCACGCGUCAUGUAUCACCACGUCAAGCACUUGGACUUCUUGAAUCUGCGCUUCCACUGUACAACCCAACAGACAAUUUCUACCGCCAUCUAGACCUUUUUGCAGCGUGCAAUUACGCUCCGACACCCAACAAUCCCCUUGUCCAAGCAUGGAUAUCAGGAGGCACGCAGGGCGGUAAGCCCCCCCUCAAAAAGAAAUCUGCUACCUCGACCAACAACGCUACACUGUCGCUCGCGACCACGACGACGACGCUUGCGACGGAGGUGAAGGUGUUCGAUUUUGCAGCGCUCAGCGAGGUGCUGGCGCGGUUUCAGUCGACUUCGACGAGCGUGGGCGCUGGGCGCGCAUAGUUCUCUAGCACUGAGAUUCUUGUAUUACUCACUACUGAAUGUGCUCAUUUCAUUAUACCCCUUUCUUACUCUGUCAGCAGUAUGCAUCGACUUGCGAGGAUGUGCUGUCGCGUCUAACUUCAAAUCUAGAACUGCAGGAACCACUGGUCAUAUCGUACCAUAGGUCAUGAUGUAGACAAAUCA
Molecule: messenger RNA, 1452 nt
Organism: Suillus paluster
Lineage: Eukaryota; Fungi; Basidiomycota; Agaricomycetes; Boletales; Suillaceae
Product: protein-tyrosine phosphatase-like protein
Exons: 6
Coding region: 1-1269 (422 amino acids)
Biological process (GO): protein dephosphorylation
Molecular function (GO): protein tyrosine/serine/threonine phosphatase activity
Source: RefSeq, a predicted model, not a curated record